ACUGCCUUGAUUGGCGUGGUACAGCCCCUGCUCCUCGUCCAACGGCAGGCUCCCAAACAGAGGGAGAGAGGAGGGGAGAGAGAGAGAACAAGCCACACUACAGAUUUUCCAGAGGAAAACUUUUUCUAUUCUUCCAGUCCCGACUCGAGUCUGUCUCCAACUCCAACCGUUCAGCAGCUCUCCCUGGCCUCUCCCCCCUUUCUCUUUCUUUUAUCCUCUCUUCCCUUCAUCUCUCUUUCCUUCGGAUGUUUGUGCCGAUUAUGGAGGCCCCGUAACGGAGAACACGUUUUUCUCUCUCUUUAUUUCAUCCCUCCUUUUUCAUUUUGACUUCUUUCAAAUGCUUCCUGGUCCGUUGGUGUGGGCCGGGGGAAGGUUCCACUAUAUGGCCAGACGCUUGGGAAUAAAAUGCAGAGAUAAUAUCCUGAGCGAGCGUUCUGAUUGGCUGGGGAGGAGUAACGGCGCGGAUUCGGCCUAUGGCGGCAUACCGUUACCGGGCGCGCGGUGGUGGCGGGCGCUUGCGCCCACCACGGGGUAGGGGUGCCAUGGUAGGGACUGGGAGCUGGCUGACGGCGUGUUUCUUCCCGUCCUCCCGUGCAGGCAUUGAUAGCUCGGACCCUAUGGUGCUGGAGCAGUACGUGGUGGUGGCCAACUACGAGAGGCAGGAGAACUCUGAGAUCAGCCUGCAGGCUGGGGAGACGGUGGACGUGAUCGAGAAGAGCGAGAGCGGUUGGUGGUUCGUCAGUACAGCCGAGGAGCAGGGUUGGGUGCCGGCCACAUACCUGGACUCACAGAACGGCACUAGAGACGACCUGGAACUUAGCACCGUCAGGACAGGAGAAGUUACUAAGAGACGCAAGGCUCAUCUGAAGAGACUGGACCGCAGAUGGACCUUGGGGGGCAUAGUGAACCGCCAGCAGAGUCGAGAAGAGAAGUACACGACGGUGCAGCCGUACGCCAGCCAGGGGAAGGACGAGAUCGGCUUUGAGAAAGGGGUCACCGUGGAGGUCAUCCAAAAGAACCUGGAGGGCUGGUGGUACAUCAGGUACCUGGGGAAGGAGGGCUGGGCCCCAGCCUCAUACCUGAAGAAGAUGAAGGAGGACUUCUCAUCCUCGGGCAGGAAGAAGACCCCGACAGGCCCUGUGGAGAUCAUCGGCAACAUCAUGGAGAUCAGCAACCUGCUCCAGAAGAAGUCCAGCAGUGAGAAAGAUGUCCAAACGGAUGGAGAUUCCACCAGUCCUGAGCGCCACAUCUCCAAGAGUGAGAUCAGCCUGCCCAUGCCCUAUGCCCCAGGUUAUAACCCCAGCCCCGACCACGGCCCAGGUCCGAGUCCUGGGCUGAGUACUGGAUCUGGGAUGGGUACCUCCAGUCCUAGCCUGGGCCCUGGUGCUAGUGGCCCUCUACAGGACAGUAAGGGGAAGACAGAACCUGGUUCCCCUGCUGUAGCACGUGUCGCUCCACACAGAGUGUCGAUAGGCUCUCCCAACCUCCGACAAAAACCCCCUCCUAGAAGAGAAACAAAUCUGGGCUUCCAGUUACCCAAGCCACCAGAGCCCCCUACUGUGGAAGCGGAGUACUACACCAUCGCAGAGUUCCAGUCCUGCAUCUCUGAUGGCAUCAGUUUCCGUGGAGGACAAAAAGCUGACGUUAUAGAGAAGAACUCCGGGGGCUGGUGGUAUGUCCAGAUCGGGGAGACGGAGGGUUGGGCCCCCUGCUCCUACAUCGACAAACGCAAGAAGCCCAACCUCAGCCGACGAACCAGCACGCUUACUCGCCCCAAAGUCCCGCCCCCAGCUCCACCCGUCAAAAAGCAAGACUCAGAGGAGACGCCCUCACCUUCACCCAGUCACUCCAUCUCCUCAUCGUCCAAAGCCCCAGAAUUCCCUAGUCGGCCCGCAGUAUACGAGGAACCUGAAUACGACAUUCCCGCCGUUGGAUGCGAGGGCGAGUCAGACACAGAUUCCCUGAAGGGAGAGACAAUACAUCGCCCCCUGGAGGUGAAAAUCAACAAUGUGGUCUAUGAGAAGUACCGUAGUUCUCCUCCGGUCUGCAAGACCUCCCCUGUGAUUAUCAGCUAUAGAAGAAGGUCCUUCAGGUCCGUUGAAGAGAUGGCCAAGGAGGAAUGUAUCUAUGAGAAUGAUGGCUUCAGGCGCAGUAGUGGUGAUGAAGGGGCUUCGGCCAAAGGCUGCGGCGGUUCCAACUCCCCAAGGAUCUACCACUCCUCGACUGUACCCCGCAAACCCUCAGGAUCUUCACCUCUAGCAGGGGGAAAGCCAUUGAAGAAGGUCGCCCCAGAGCUGAGCCGGAGCCAGUCCUUAGCCAAAGCCGACACCAGCCCCAGGUCGUCCUCAGACGAAUCAGGUAGAGGUUCCAGGAGACCUCCAGGCAUCCGGACGGUGGAGCAAAGGAUAGGCCAGAGCCCCUCCACCAAGCUCAAGCCCUCAGUGAGGCCUAAACCUCUGCUCACCACCAAGUCAGAGCCACAGUGCUCUGAGAGGAUGGACAUCACUUCCCUGAGACGCCAGUUGAGGCCCACGGGACAACUCCGGCAUACCGUCCAUGGGCUCAAAGACACAGAGACGUCCUCUGUCAUCUCGUCGGAGGACUCCCAUUCUUCCCGCAACAGCACCUCAGACCUCUCUUCCAUCUACUCCAAGGGGAGCCGGGGAGAUUCUGAUCUGGAGGGGUUCAACCUAUACCGGACCACAGACGCCUACGACAAGGUCCAGGAGUCAGAGCUGAGCUUUCCACCUGGGGUGGAGGUGGAGGUCCUGGAGAGGCAGGAGAGUGGCUGGUGGUACAUUCGUUGGCGGGACGAGGAAGGCUGGGCGCCCACCUUCUACCUGGAGCCCAUCCACCAAGGGAGGGACGGCGGCGGUGGGUCCGAGUCUGACGGGCAGCGCUCUGGGUCGGGCAGCGGCACCGGGAGCAAGUCCAACAGCCUGGAGAAGAAUGAGCAGCGCGUGCUGGCGCUCAACGACAUCAACCUCCAGGGACUCACCAACCACCACCAGGUACACAACACCCCAGGGGGUCUGAGAUCGAGGAACAUUCCCCCCAUCCCCUCCAAGCCUCCGGGGGGCUUCUCCAAGCCGGCUGUGCUGGUUAACGGAGCUGUGAGAAUGAGGAACGGUGGGGUGAGACCGCAGUCCGCCGUCAGACCCCAGUCCGUGUUCGUGUCUGUGCCACAGCCCGCCAUGGACAGUCAACACUACAUGACGAGUUCCCUGAGGCGGAACGAGUCAUUGGCCGCCCACAACCAGUAUCGUACCGACCAGUACCGCUCCGGUUCCGCUACCCUCGGCGUGCGCCGUAACUCCUCUUUCAACGCAGUGCGUGCGCAACCCGUCACAGUCGAGACCCGAUCGAGACCCUCAGAGCGCUCUAUCACCACCAGGGGGUCUUCGGCGGAACGAUUUGGUGCCGGUGGCGGGACGGACGCCUUGAGCAGGGUUGGGGUUGUUGUGCAGCGUAAUGGUAUCCCCGUAACCACAGUCAGGCCCAAGCCUAUCGAGAAGAGCCAGCUGAUCCAUAACAACCUGGGGAGGGAGGUAUAUGUUUCCAUCGCUGACUACCGGGGGGACGAUGAGACCAUGGGCUUCCCUGAGGGCACCUGCCUGGAGGUUCUAGACAGGAACCCCAACGGGUGGUGGUACUGCCAGGUCCAAGAUGCCCUGCACCCCCGCAAGGGCUGGGUCCCCUCCAACUACCUAGAGAGGAAGAAGUAAUGGCCUAGUAAUAAUAACAAUGUCCCCCUUUGAUGAUGUCACUAAGAAUAUUGGUGAUGACAUCACUCCAUAAGAAUGUUACCCCACAAGAGCUACCACAAGCAAUAUGCUCCAAAUAUGUAAACAGAUGAUUGAUUCUGAAAGACUUUAUGUAAAAAAAACUAUAUGUUGUUUUAACCUUAUAAUGAGAAAGAGACACUUUUAUUUCUGGCUUACUAAAGUGUACACGUAAAAGACUAAAAGUCCAGAUUUUCGCGUGCGAUAUGGGAUAUAACGAGAGACUGAAAACAGGGUUGGCCACCCCCAGUGUUAGAAACACAAAUACGUUUUUGGAACUUUGGAACGAUUUGACACGACACCUUUUAGAAGGGGUUUACAUUAGAAAGAGAAGAUGGCUGGGCAAUGAUGGCAAGCCUUAUACCUGCCCUUGUGACUAUAAUGCCAAAUAGGUGCCUUUCGUAGAUGAUCAACUGAAUGGGGGUUCGAAGAAGUGGACGGAACACAUCAGUGAAUCAACAUCAUUACCAAAUGUAUUACUGUGCCAUAGGCCUAUGAGCAUGAAUACCACCAAAAUUAUUUUUGUAACGUUCAAGAGAAUCACUUGAGUAGGAGUGUUUUAAGAGCGUUACCGAGCGAAUAGGAUCAAUCUAGAGUGUUCAGAAUCAAAUAAGAAAAAAACAAGAGAACAGGAGAGAUAUCAGUGACUCUCAGUGAGUCACAAUUGACUCACUGAAAAUGACUAAUUGUUUGAUUAUCUUUUUUAGACAUUACUGUAUGUUUUGUUCUUUAAUGUCUCUGUGUGUCUUUCUGUCUGUCCUUAGAGAUGUAUUUCUGCUUUCUUGUGUAACACUCCACCGACAGCCCAGAAUUGGAAAGAGUCCAAGUUUCAUCUCUCGGAUAUUCGAUUCUCUGAAGUUCCACUGACGGAAUAUCUCUGUUGAGGUACACGUAAUUAGACAAACUUUGUAGUGUCACCCCGUUUUCGGAGUCCAACUUCUUAUUCUAUAUUUUCAACCAAGCCUACAGUAUCUUGCACACAAAUAAAGCCGAAACUUGUCAAGCUUGAAAUCUAAUCAAAGUACAGUUAUUGGGAAAUAAAUUCCAAUUGAAGGUGCUUUUCAGUUAAAACAUUUUUUUUUUUAACCUACCACCAAGAUAUUACUUUACACAAUAAGUUUUAGUAUUGUCUGUCUGUAUUAGUCCCAGACAAAUAUAUUUGUAUAUAUGCUUUACUGUAUACAGUAAAGCAACCGCAGUUGCACAGAAAAUAAGUACUGGAAAUAUGGCUUCAUAAUGAUCUUUGAAUCCCAGGGAUAUAUUUCCAUAGCCUCGAGCCCACAAUGUGAUCAAACCAAAGCAGAAUAUCAUUGCAUUGGCUAUUUUGUAGCUUUACUAUUGUAGCGAGUGCGCUGGGAGUCAGGGGGCAAGUUCAGGGAGUGUGUUUUAAUCAAUAAAUGUAACAUAAUACAGAACACAAACAACGCACCUACAAGAAACAGAAACAAUGGGGAAAGAACCAAAGCGAGGGAAAUAUAUAGGGCAGGUAAUCAAGGAGGUGAUGGAGUCCAGGUGAGUGUCUUUAUGCGCUAAUGCGCAUAACGAUGGUGCCUUAACGAGCAGCCUGGUGACCUAGAGGCCGGAGAGGAAUCACACGUGACAACUAUCUAUUUAUGGAUACAAAUAGCCCAAUACGGUGUAUUCUAAAAAAUAACUAAAACGAAGUUUAAAAACUGAAGAAUAAAAAAAUAUAUAUUUUGAUAACAUCUGGACUCAGUUAAUGUUCUGAACCCAAAUGAAAUAAUGUUGAAACAUGCGGAUAUUGCUGUGCAGUAUUGGUUCAUGUGGUAUGCAAGAACAUUUAUGUUCACUUCUUUGCUUUAAAAGUAGUUUGGUAUCUACUGGAUUUAGAAUAGUACUGCAGGACUAUUUUGAGUUAUUACUAUUUACUUAUACGUUUUCCCCAAACACAAAACUGAUAUUACUUCAAAACAAUCCCCAAUUGAAAAUCCAAAUGAAGUACUAUUUCAACUGGCUGGUGUUCAAGACUGCUGAAAUAUUUUUCUAACAGUGUGUGACAUUUUUUCAUGACAUUUUCUGCUGGACAGUAUUAUAGUAUUAAAGUAUUGUACCUGCUAGAUCGCAGUUAUAUCUGUUUUAGCCAACCAUAGUUGUUUGUUGUUGUUACAGUGUGAUCACACAUAGACAAUAAUGAAGAUUGAAGUUCCGUUUUUUGUGAAUUAAUGCACUUUAACACUUGUUUACAGUGCAUUAAUGUAAAGAUGCAGUUGAAAUACUCAGCAUAUUAUUUAUUGAUAAAAAAAAAAACUAUUUAAUAAGAGUAUUUUUUUACCUCAAGUUUUUCAACUCCUGUCUUUUCACAGGAAAAUAUCUCAGUCAUUAGAGGAUGCCAAAGCUCCUCACAAUAUAAUAAUUGGAUACUGUACAUGGUACUCUCUUGUGGGAGAUGAAUGCUACUGCAACAUACUUUUUUCCAUGUUGCCCUACAAACCGGCAGUUACAAUGCAAUACCAAAUGCACUGCUGGUCAGUGAAACUACCAACAACACAAUGCCUGUACAUAAUUGAAUGUUUUCAAAUUUUAAUGCAGCUAAGAGUUGUUGUUUUUUGUAGUUUGUACAUUUUUUUGUUCACUUUAUUCUAUUUGGCUAUCUUUUUUUCCAACCUUCUAAAUGACGUUUCCCCCCCCCCCCAUGCUGUGUGCUGCAACUAGCAAAAUCAUGGACACUUCCUUUCUCCUUAUUGGUCUGUACGUAAUGCCUGAUUCAAAUCAUAUUUAUUUUUGACCUAAUGUUUAUAUCUCCCAUUUCUGGUUUGACAAUCAAAUAUGUAUCCACUGCCUCACUAGACUGGACUAGACCUGUCAACCUAGUACAAAUGUCAAUAAUGUGUGAGAUACUGUAUCAUUUUUUGUUGUUGACAUUUCUACAGUCUAUUUGGUAUGAAUUUCAAGCAGUUGCAUACAGAUCUAUAGAAGCUGAAGUUAGUUCUGCUUCACAAAUGGAGGGUAUAAAAUGCUCUUUAUCUCACCCAUCAUAUCCCAUCUAAAGCAAUGGGAAUCAAUAAUUAGGUCUAUGUCAAGUACAACUACAGUUGAUACAGAACCCCCAAACAAUCUCCCUCCCACCCCUCGACGAAGGCAUUAUGUAAACGUGUUGAAUCACCCAUAACAUUUCGCUUCAGCACAUAUUAAUGCAUAUCGCUGUUGUUUAAUUGAGUACAAUUUACAUGGCUUCUCUGCCUGCGCUUGCAAAUUACAAGGGAAUUGUAAUGUGUCAAGCUUGACUUUUUCAUAUUUGGUAUUAUGUAUUUUUUUAAAUAUUUAAAAAAACAAACAUUUGUUCAAUGUUUUGGUCAAAAUGAUACAUUUUGUCUUAUUUGUUUGUCGUUUUCACCCCAUUGUAUUCGAACAUCUUUCAGAAAUGUAAUAACGAGGAAAUGUGCAAUAGAAAUAGGCAUCUUUAAAAAGCAUAGCUAUAGAAAAACAUGAUCAACAUCACCUCCUCUUUCAACAUGCCUAAGGAUAUAUGAUACAAAAAGAUAUUGUAUAUCCCUUAAUCCAUUCAAGCCAUCAUCGGUCAUGUAAAACACCUUUAGGUCAUGACUCAUUUCAGGUCCACUGCUUUUUUCAUAUUAGCCUUUUUCAAAACAGCAACAAUCUAAUGGCACUAAACAUACUCCAAUCCCAUUGGAGAUGCUUACUUCCAUUGAGCUACAGCACAACAUGUUGUGACAUGAUGGACAGGAUUUUUAACCAAUGGCCACAUAAGAAUCCCUUCUGGUCCUUCCUCCUGGCUAGCGUGUGUGGCUAGUGGACUGUGAAUGUCACCGGCAGAAGCCAAUGACCCGGGUUCCGACCUCGUUAACAUCUAGCUGUUCUCUACCACAGAUCCACAGCGGUAAGAGUUGUGUCAGCAUCGAGGGCCUCUAGGUACUCACCAGACUGCCUUCGAGCUGUCACGUUUGUGCCUGAACAAAAUGUUUUUGUUCUUGGAGUAUCUCUCUCCUCCAACUACUGUACGCAGAUGCCUCCAUGCCAUUUGAACACAAGCCAUGCCGGCCUCUUUCAACCCCGUUGCCAUGGCAAAAGUGACAUUUGGAGCCAUCACAAAUGUCAACCGCGUAAUGUCAACUGGGAGAGAGACUGUUAACCGGUAGUCUUGUAGGGAAACAGUGAUGUGUACUACAGGGCCAUCCUAGUUUAAUCCAUCCGCUUCCAAACCUAUACCUACCACCAAAUAUAAGAAAACACUGUUUUUAAUGUAUCUCUAUGUCCUCGAUUAAGCCCCAUGGGAAUUCAUUUCAGACUUGACCAUGUUCAGAAUGUUUAGAAUCGUCUGAGGAGAAAGAGAGAAAAUACUACAUGGGUUUGGUUCUUUGUCAACAGAUUACAACAGUGAUGUUCUUGAGGUCCACUAAAACUGGUUGGUUUAAAAGUUUCCUCUACAGAUGAUUUUUUUCACUUAUCCCCACAUAACAGUUAAGGUGCUUCGUGGCUUUGGAAGGUCUCGGUUCAUUUCCUUUCCCCUCCAGUGGGUUUUAUAGGGAAGAAACACACACACCCUUGAGUUUUAACUUUGGUGGAGGGUGCCAGUAGCACCCAUGCACGGGGCGACACACACACACACACACACACACACACACACACACACACACACACACACACACACACACACACACACACACACACACACACACACACACACACACACACACACACACACACACACACACACACAGACGAGGGAUGCCAUUCAUGUCAGAGGGAAUAGAUUAGAGCCUCUACCAUAUUUGCGAAUUCAGCCAAGUGAGACAGUCCCUGCUGACGCCACACUGCCUCGACUCUCUGCCCCCGCCUCCUUUCUCUCUUUUUAUUUUAACAAAUUGGCGGUCCUUCUCGAGCGUGACCUUCCCUUAAGCCUAGUAAUCCUAGAUAGCACCAGCCGGAAUGUACUUUUUCCUUCCCGGAUCUUUUUUUCUACUCUUCCUUUACUAGUGCCUCCUUGCUCACGCUUUGGCCUUUUCCACCAUACUUCCACCAUGUUCUUUUUCUUUCUUUCGCCUCAACCAAAGCUAGCAGUUCCCAGUGCCGAAAGCUAGUCACUUGAAGAAAGAAGAGAUUGGAUAUGUUGAGUGUAUCUAGUGUAUGAGGUUUGGGUCGUAGAAGCAGGUGAUGUGAGAUAUUGUGUGUUGGUGUGUUUGAGAGAGAGGACGUGCGCACUGUGAUGAGAUGGAUUGCGUGCGGGUGAGGUCAGGAGAAAGAUAGGAGGAGGUCAGGGAUGAGGUUGGUUGUGUGUGGGAUGCGUCGGGAAACCUGAGAUGGAUCAGAUUGUGGAUCGUAGAUGACAUGGCAAGAACGAGAGAACGAGACAGAGAUAGGGAACAAGAGAGAGUGAGAAUGAGAGAGAGAGAGACAGGAGCUGGAUACAGUUGUGGACAUUGUGCUCCUCUGUUCAUGCUGACUGGACUUCCAUUAAAACCAGUAGCAACAGCUUCCAUCAGAGACAAUGAAUAACACAUCAUACUUCCUCCUCAUCUCCCAUGGCUUUGGGCUAAUGAACUAUCCAAUGUACGAUGCGUGGCUGUGAAAUCUCUCAUUACCGAAAACACCAUUUUAAUUGCGGUAGUUAAAGGUUUGAAGGCCAGUAAUUCUCGCGCCAGUGGCGCCCUGAUAGCGCGGUAGCACAGCCACGAGGGGCUAAUCUACAACAAAUGAGAUUGCGGCUGUCGAAGAUGGAUAGAUGGUCUCACUCUUUGUCGCUCUCGUUCUGUCUCUCUCCGGCUUUUUAGCGGGUGGCAUAUUAAUCAUGUGUCUGAUUUAUUCGGCUUUAUAUAAUUUCCUGUGGUGAAGCUUCAACUUCUGUCUGAUGGCUUAUUCUGCCCUGGUGUGAAGGGAGAGGCUGGAGAGCCAGGUUAAUGAGAGAAAGGGUAGGAGGUGUGAUGUUUUGAGAAAGUUAGUAGUAAGUGUUUGUGAAAAGGGUGUGAGGUGUUUAACCUAAGGGUUGUUUUUAGUAGGUAUUUUUAACAUAACUUUUUUAGAGUGAAUUUUUUAUGUUGUUUGCUCAUGAAGGAAGUCAAUGAAUGAAAGAAAAGAAGAAGAAAAUGAGAGGGAUGAAAGCUUACUCAGUGCUAGAACUGAUGGUAACGCUUCAGACAGGUGGAAUGGGACUGCCGACUACGCCACGCUACGUUACUUAACACAACAGGUGGCGUUGGGGCAUUGCUUAGAAUGCUAAUGUAUUGCAUGGCUGAGGAAUGGUGCAUGCUGGUUCUUUUUUUGUGUUUCCUGCUGUGCUGAGACUCUCACUGUUUGACUUCCUGUUCUAAUUACUACUUUAUACUCUAAUUAACCCUCAGACAGAUACAUCAUGUCAUAUCACUCUUAGCAAUAACUGCUCACACUGCUUAAAACUACCUUCCUUUUUUUGUAUGGGUACCAAUAUGGACCAUAUUUAUUGCCACAUCCAUAUUUUCUGGAGGGAGGAUUUGUCGGAUAAAGAUGUGUGUCAUUUCAGGGGUCACCGAAUUCUUUUUAGUUUGCAUAGUCAAAAGUGUUGUUAUUACCUAAGAUCAGGCCUUCAUGAGCAUUCUCUGAUGCCAGUUAUAGUCUAAUUCCUAUUUACAGUAGAAAGUAGUGUGGCAAGUCUCCAACACUGUCACAAAAACCUAAUUUGUAGACAAGGCCUCAAACCAAAGUUAUACUCUCUAAACCUACGCUCUGUAAACCAUCUAGGUCCUUAUACCCAAACUUGAAACAAUAAUGACCCACUACCAGUAUGUCAACUCUGUUACAUCAUACCACCAAUGCUUCGAGUUGGACCAAAGGAGUUGCUAUAAUAUCUGUUUUUCUCUCUUUUUUAAAAAUUUGCAUUAUUCUUAUGCAACAUUUGUGUUCAACUCUAUAGAGACAACUAUAGAGACUAGUCCUGUUUUCAAAAGAAAGGUGUCGUGGGAGGAUGGAGUUCAAGAGAAACGUGUUUUCUGAUUCCUUUUGUAAAUGUCACUUGACGAGAGUCAUUCGGUGUGACAAGAUGUCAUGUUGUGUGACAAGGCGAUAAAGAAGCAGGACAUGUCAUGAUAUUACAAUGUGGCAUCAGUGAGUCAAUAAGUGUAUGUGAAAGUACAGCAAAUGUACAAAUAAUCCAAUCAGUCUCCUCUUCAACGGGAAACAUGGGAAUUGGUCUGUGUGCCAGCGGUUCGUUUUUGAAAACAGGGCCGUCCCUUUUUACCGUUCUCAUUUUGAAAAGCUUUGUGUUGUUGUUGUGUCUCGUUCAUGUUUCCAUUGUAUCUUGCAUUUUGCCCCUAAAGAGAAACACUAUUAAAUGUUUUACCUUUGUUUAA
This is a messenger RNA of Oncorhynchus keta (chum salmon), 11083 nucleotides long. RefSeq names its product SH3 and PX domain-containing protein 2A-like. Gene Ontology annotation, biological process: superoxide anion generation. Gene Ontology annotation, molecular function: protein binding; superoxide-generating NADPH oxidase activator activity. Lineage: Eukaryota; Metazoa; Chordata; Actinopteri; Salmoniformes; Salmonidae. The record is from RefSeq and is a predicted model, not a curated record. The coding region runs from base 474 to 3725 and encodes 1083 amino acids. The transcript is spliced from 9 exons.